UCCUUCACGGGAAGUGAUGUGGGGCCGGACGGAAAAAACCGCCAAGCACCCAAAAAAGGCCAGUCAUUUGGGGUCCCAAGCUCCGUUUGGAAGGGAGUGCCUAAGGGAUUGAACACUACGGGGACUCAGUACCUCGAGGACUCAGCACUGCAGGGACGCAACGCCGCGGGGACAGCACCAAACCGGGUGAAGCCCAGAGGCCUUUAUCAUGUCGGAUGGGGAUUAUGAUUACCUCAUCAAGUUUUUGGCCUUGGGAGACUCUGGAGUGGGGAAGACCAGUGUGUUGUACCAGUACACAGAUGGGAAGUUCAACUCCAAAUUCAUCACCACAGUGGGCAUUGACUUCAGGGAAAAGAGAGUGGUGUACCGAGCUAAUGGACCAGACGGAGCUGUGGGCCGAGGCCAGAGGAUCCACCUGCAGUUAUGGGACACAGCAGGACAGGAGAGGUUUCGUAGUUUGACCACUGCGUUCUUCAGAGAUGCUAUGGGUUUCCUGCUACUGUUUGACCUGACAAAUGAGCAAAGUUUCCUCAAUGUCCGAAACUGGAUAAGCCAGCUACAAAUGCAUGCAUACUGUGAAAACCCAGAUAUAGUGCUGUGUGGAAAUAAGAGUGACCUGGAAGACCAGCGGGCAGUGAAAGAGGAGGAAGCCAGGGAACUCGCAGAGAAGUAUGGAAUCCCCUAUUUUGAAACUAGUGCUGCCAAUGGGACGAACAUAAACCAAGCAAUUGAGAUGCUCCUGGACCUGAUAAUGAAGCGGAUGGAACGGUGUGUGGACAAGUCCUGGAUUCCAGAAGGUGUGGUGCGAUCCAACGGCCACACUUCUGCAGAUCAGCUAAGUGCGGAGAAGGAGAAGGGGCUGUGUGGCUGUUGAGCAGACUCCAGGUGUGCACUGCAGGGGCCCAGAGCUCCUGCCUGUGAGCUGUGCUGCAGAGAUCCAGCCCACGGUGAAUAACACUGUAUCGAAUGCCAAUUGCUUCUCCUCGUCUCCAGUAGACAUUCACUCAGCAUCCAUUUGUAACUUGUUGCAGCUUUACGUAUCCAAGAAUCGGGAGAACUAUUUCACAGAGCCAAAAGUGCCUUGUAAAGCCUAGGCCCAUGGUGGCAGGUCAUUCAGGGAUUCAAGAGUUUGCAGCCAUGAAAGGUUGCAUCUGUGGUGUAGAAUGCUGAUGGUACCGCCACCUGCCAUAGCACAGAUAGACCUGGAGUCUCAUUAGAGUCUCGUUAGAAACAUUGGGAUCUCUGAGCAAUGAAAGGCUAAUCCAGAUUUAAAAAUCCACACCAUAGUUGACCUUCUAGAACACUUGAAUGCUAAUAUGUACACCUUGGACCAAUGCCUUUCAGCGCAUUGUCUUUGACACAAUUUGACACAAAUUUGAAGGCUUACGUUCAAAUUACAGCCAUAUCUGUAGGCUGGGUUGACGGUAGGUGCGGUGGUGGCGGGAAGGGUUUGCAGAACAGGGGUGGGGGAAGUAGUGGAAGUCAGUGAAGUCAGAUUUCCUGGCUCUUGGCUUCAGGGUCAUGGAGACUCAGGUGUUUAUUUGUGGUCUGUUGGUUCAGUCCACGGCUGAGCAUAGCUGGUGCUUCUGCUGUAUGCAUGCUAAGAAACGAUUUCUUGCUUUUCUCUUCAUAUUUAUAUUUUUGUCUGGCACCUUCAGACUGUAGUUUCAUUUGUCGACUCCUAAUCAGACUUUACCUUCAGGCUGGGUGUCAUUGCUAUUUCCCAGUUUGUUUUCUCUCCCAUUAGUGUAAUUGAAGGUAUUUCUUUUUAAUUAAAACACAUGCUUAUUUGCUAUCUGGAGAGAGAUCAGUGUCUGUAUUUAAAGUCACAUUUGUAUGCUAGUUUAAGAAAAGUGUUUUGUUGUCUAUACUUUCACUGGGAAUAUGGACAUUUGUGUAUAUCUUGCCAAGACCUUGUGUUGUGUUCUAUUGCCUCAGUA
Molecule: messenger RNA, 1940 nt
Organism: Myodes glareolus (Bank vole)
Lineage: Eukaryota; Metazoa; Chordata; Mammalia; Rodentia; Cricetidae
Gene: Rab27a
Product: RAB27A, member RAS oncogene family
Molecular function (GO): GTP binding; GTPase activity
Source: RefSeq, a predicted model, not a curated record